AUGACAUCAAACACACUUAUCCUCCCUCGGCCAGGCUCAAGCCUACCGACAGAAACUCCAACCCCAAUAAAAGCACCGUCCGAAUCUACAUUCACCUCAAAAUUUGGCCAACUCCUCCCAAAAGCCACAUACAUAGAAACACCAAUUGGUCGCAUAGCCUAUUACUCCCUGCCACCAAAACAGAACCAACAGUUGAAUCAGGAUGGCAGGGACUCAAUUUCCCGAGUCCUGUUUAUCCAUGGAGUCCAAACACCAGCAAUAGGACUUUACCCAUUAGCUCACGAGCUCAGCACACGUUUCCCAGCAACGCAUUGCGUGCUCGUUGAUCUAUGGGGUCACGGGUUGAGUGAUACACCAAUCCUACCACACUCAACUUCUUUAUUCCACUCUCUCCUUACUACAGUUCUUGAUACGUUGAGCUGGGACGCUGCACAUGUACUUGGGUAUUCAUUUGGUGGAUCUACAGCAGCCUCGUUUACGGCUCAGUGGCCUGAGCGCGUGAAAUCAAUGGUUCUUAUUGCUCCGGCGGGAUUGGUUCGAUUCGAGGGCUUUUCGAGUACUGAGCAGAAGUAUUUGGUUGGCGGGAAUGGUGUGGAAGAGGAGGCUGGGAAAUGGGUUAUUGAGUGGCUUGAAGGUGGGGAGUUGGUUGUUCCUAAUGAUUGGGAAGAGAGAGUUGCGAAUGGGGAAGUGGUUGCAGAGGCUGUGAGGGAUUGGGAGAUGAAGGUCCAUGAAGGUCAUAUGGCUAGUGUGGUGGGAAUUGUUCGGGAUGGAGGCGUUUGGGGGAAACACGCGGAGUUUAUGGCGGCGGCGAAGACGGGGGUUCCUGGGUUCUGUGUAUUAGGAGAAUUGGAUGAUUUGUGCAGUGUGCAGGAUUUGGAGGAUGUUGAGAUGCGGAAUGUGGCUGUUGUGUCGGAGGUUGGACAUGGAGUUGUGAGACAGAGAGUGUCGGAGGUUGCCAGUCUUGUUGAGGAGUUUUGGAGUAGUCUAUAG
Messenger RNA from Penicillium malachiteum, 990 nucleotides. RefSeq names its product alpha/beta fold hydrolase. The record is from RefSeq and is a predicted model, not a curated record. The transcript has a single exon. Bases 1 to 990 code for a protein of 329 amino acids. NCBI's taxonomy places the organism in Eukaryota, Fungi, Ascomycota, Eurotiomycetes, Eurotiales, Aspergillaceae.